AUGCACGUCCGCAAUGAUGCUAGGAUGAGUAGUAGCGACCAACCUCAAGCGAGUAGUUCGGGCAGCAGCGGCAAACAGCCAGCAGAUCGCAUCCAGCCCAACCUCCGUUUCCAGCGCCGCAUCUCCGAACGGCACUACACAGAGGACUCCUACCGCGAGCGCACCCCGGUCAUGGAGUACCCCAGCGGCACCUCACCCUGGGCCUCGUCGCCAGAGGCAUCGAGGGCGGGCUCCAGCAACGACAUCCCGCACGAGGAUCUGCCUGGGCCAGCAUUCGCUGCGGGAGCUAUACCGGAGAGUGAUGAUGCGGCCUCGUCAGCAGCACAUGCGAACGGCGCACACGAGCAUGAGGGAGGAUGGACACCUGAGCAGCAACACCAAUGGCAGCAGCAGCAACAUCAAUCUCAGCAACAUCAACAGCACCAGUAUCAGCAACAUCACCAGCAAGGAUCUCAAGAAGAGAACAGGCGGCCAGCGCAGUCUCGAUACCACAAUGUGCCCCAGCAGCAACGGCAGCACCAGCCGCAGUACAAGCUGCAGGCCAAAAUCACUGGUCUGGAGCGGGCUGGCAAGAAAGACUCCAUUUUAAAGUUCGACGUCUAUGUACGCAACCGCUUCUAUGUUGUAAGGCAAGCUGAGCAGACUAAGCUGACAGUGCACCAGACCAAUCUCCCCAAGUUCAGAACCACCCAAUUCCGCGAUAUCCGCCGCACGCAUAGCGAGUUCCAGAAGUUCGCAUCCCACCUGAUCGGUGCGAAUCCAGAGGCUCUCGUGCCUGCUGUUCCACCGGCUUCGACAAGUGCCGGCCUUGGUACGGAAGAGGAUGAUAACCGUACUAAAGCUAAUAUGCAACGAUGGUUGAGUGUGGUUUGCUCGAACGACGUCCUUAUGAGGGACGAAGAGAUGGUAUUCUUUGUGGAGAGCGACUUCGGAUACAGCCCGGUGGCCAGGAAGAAGCAGCCUGCGACUGGCGUGAGAAGGAAGUACCUCAAGCAGUUCCAGCCUCCUCCGGACGAUACGCCAGAGCUGCUCGAGAGCAGACCGAUUGUCAAGUCGUUUUACCUCGGAUCGAUGGACGCUCAGCAGAAGGUGGACAAGGUGGUGAAGCAUAGACGAUCUCUCGGUGUGGCAGAGUCAGAUCUAGGCAUCAAGAUUCAGGCUCUUGCAAACAACGAAAUGCAUACCGGACUAGGCAAUGCAUACAAAAAGCUUGGAAAGGUUGUUCAGAACACCGGCGACUACCACGCAGCUCAAGGCACCGCCGAAGCCACAACCCUCGCUGAUCCUCUAGCAUACCACAGUAGCGACGCUUUCAUCGUAAAGGAGUCACUCACUAACAGACACAUUCUUCUCCGCGAACUCAUACAAGCACAACAGACCACUCGCAGCAAGCUCACGGCCGCUGAUCGUCUAAAGGCUAGCUCCAGUGUGAAGCGAGACAAGGUCGAUGAAGCAAUAUCUGCACUUGACGAAGCACGAAGUCACGAAGCAUACCUCCAGCAAAAGACACAACGCGUAACCCAGAACCUUCUCCUCGAAAAGCGCAAAUGGUUCAUGCGAACAGCAGCAGAACUACGGACAGGCAUUCGUGAAUACGUCAUCCGCGAAAUCGAAGCAGAACGCCGCACCCUCGCAACACUGGAACAGGUCAGACCGGACGUCCGCGCAAUCGACGCCUCGGGCGGUCUUAGCCGUCUAGGAAGAGAAGCACACCCCGCCGCUCGUCGCACUAGCAUGGCAUCGAGUCAAGGACCCAAGGGAGACGCGUGGUCAGGCGUACCGAGGAGACCUGAUGGCUUGAAUCGAAGCAUAAGUGGAAGCUGGCCCGCCGUGCCUGAGGAGGGAGAACGGAGUGCUGAGACGGGAGACGCAACGGGUAGAAGACGUGCGACGAGCGGUGCCAGCAGUCUGGGGCAAUUGUCGGAGGACGACGAUGAUGAUCGCAUCGAUGCGAGGAAUGCGGCGAGUCGUUUGGCGCAGACUACGUUCUAG
Fulvia fulva is the source of this 1992-nucleotide messenger RNA. RefSeq names its product Vacuolar protein sorting-associated protein 17. Gene Ontology annotation, biological process: retrograde transport, endosome to Golgi; intracellular protein transport. The record is from RefSeq and is a predicted model, not a curated record. Gene Ontology annotation, cellular component: retromer complex; endosome; retromer, tubulation complex. The coding region runs from base 1 to 1992 and encodes 663 amino acids. The transcript is spliced from 2 exons. Gene Ontology annotation, molecular function: phosphatidylinositol-3-phosphate binding. Lineage: Eukaryota; Fungi; Ascomycota; Dothideomycetes; Mycosphaerellales; Mycosphaerellaceae.